GGUCCAGCUGUGUUAAUCCUUGGUCGCUCUCUUCACUCUCACUCUCCAUUUUCUCAACUCGGGCUGAAUGCUCGACGCGACUUGAUGCGCAUCAGCUUCAAUGGCUGAGCUGUAUCCUUCCCUGGCGCAAUGCGCCAUCGUCGCGACGGCGUUCAAGAUCCUCCUCUUCCCCGCUUACAAAUCUACCGAUUUCGAAGUACAUCGCAAUUGGCUCGCCAUUACGCAUUCGCUGCCGGUCAAGGAGUGGUAUUAUGAGAAAACAUCGGAAUGGACGUUGGACUAUCCGCCCUUCUUCGCUGCUUUUGAGUGGCUUCUGUCGCAAGCAGCCCGUUAUGCAGACCCGGCCAUGUUGGUUGUGAGCAAUGUCAACUAUGACUCUUGGGAGACGGUUUAUUUUCAGAGAGCGACGGUUAUUCUCACGGAGCUUGUCCUGGUUUAUGCGCUGAGCAGGUUCAUCAAGUCCGUACCUCAACCGAACACGCAUCUUGCCCAUAUCGCUAGCCUUUCGAUCCUGCUGUCCCCCGGACUCCUGAUCAUCGACCACAUCCAUUUCCAAUACAACGGAUUCUUGUAUGGACUCCUGAUACUGUCGAUCGUCCUGGCCCGCAAACAGUCGACCCUUCUCUACAGUGGCAUCACAUUUGCGAUCCUACUAUGUCUGAAACACAUCCAUCUCUAUCUUGCGCUGGCGUGGUUUGUGUAUCUGUUGCGGGCCUACUGUCUUGACCCUAAAUCGGUUCUCCGGCCCCGAUUCCGGAACGCUUUCAAGCUUGGGUUGGGUGUGUUGGGCGUGUUUGGUUUGGCCUUCGGACCAUUUGCCCACUGGAAUCAGCUACUCCAGCUGAAGGACAGGCUUUUCCCGUUCUCCAGGGGUCUAUGCCAUGCUUAUUGGGCACCUAACAUCUGGGCUAUGUACUCGUUUACGGACCGUCUUCUGAUUCAACUCGCACCACGCUUAGGCCUUCCCGUUAACGAGGCUGCGCUUACCAGUGUCACACGUGGAUUGGUUGGCAAUACUUCGUUUGCCAUCCUUCCGGAGGUUACCAAAGAGCACACGUUUGCGUUGACUUUUAUCUUCCAGGUGCUUCCGUUGAUUAAGCUAUGGUUCAAUCCCACCUGGGAUACUUUUGUGGGCGCUGUCACUCUCUGCGGAUAUGCCUCGUUCCUGUUUGGUUGGCACGUCCACGAGAAGGCUGUCCUCUUGAUCAUCAUCCCAUUCAGCUUGAUUGCUCUCAAAGACCGACGAUACUUUAGCGCUUUCCGUCCCCUUGCGGUCGCAGGACAUGUAUCGCUAUUCCCACUAUUAUUCACAGCCGCGGAAUUCCCCAUCAAGACCGUCUACACGAUUUUCUGGCUGAUGCUGUUCCUGUUCGUCUUCGACCGGGUUGCACCCGUCGCGGAGCAACAGCGGAUCUUUAUCUUCGACCGCUUAUCCCUGCUGUAUCUGACAGUGGCCAUCCCACUGAUCUUGUACUGCUCACUGCUGCAUCAGCUGAUCUUUGGACUGGGGCGGUACGAAUUUCUGCCGCUCAUGUUCAUGAGCAGUUACUCGGCGAUGGGUGUCGUCGGUAGCUGGGUUGGAUUUAUGGUGGUUUAUUUUGCAGCAUGAUCUUGAGCUCUUUAAAAAUAUAUAUUAUUUCUUCUUUCCAACUGUUUAGGCAAUGAUGUAAUGUAUCACGGCGAUGUUUAACGCGUUUGUCUGGCGGCCCACGUGCCUCGGAGCCCGGACCCACCAUAUCCGUGGAAGUCUAUUAGCCGCCAGACCCAAACAGGCUAGACCCGCCUUUUCCAUGGUUCACCAGCAACGGUUCAGGUAUUGUGAGCGUAGUUGUUUUGUUUUAUACAAAGUACUUAUUUAGUUGCUGUUUUUGUUGCCACUGUACUAUUCUAUUUAGUUGUUUGUUUUUGCUGCGAGACGCU
Messenger RNA from Aspergillus glaucus CBS 516.65, 1920 nucleotides. RefSeq names its product dolichyl-P-Glc:Glc1Man(9)GlcNAc(2)-PP-dolichol alpha-1,3-glucosyltransferase ALG8. Gene Ontology annotation, cellular component: endoplasmic reticulum membrane. The coding region runs from base 101 to 1609 and encodes 502 amino acids. Gene Ontology annotation, molecular function: dolichyl pyrophosphate Glc1Man9GlcNAc2 alpha-1,3-glucosyltransferase activity. Gene Ontology annotation, biological process: protein N-linked glycosylation. The record is from RefSeq and is a predicted model, not a curated record. The transcript has 6 exons. Lineage: Eukaryota; Fungi; Ascomycota; Eurotiomycetes; Eurotiales; Aspergillaceae.